Beta vulgaris subsp. vulgaris (sugar beet) is the source of this 2140-nucleotide messenger RNA. RefSeq names its product BAG family molecular chaperone regulator 8, chloroplastic. The record is from RefSeq and is a predicted model, not a curated record. Gene Ontology annotation, biological process: protein folding. Gene Ontology annotation, cellular component: plasmodesma. Gene Ontology annotation, molecular function: protein-folding chaperone binding. The transcript is spliced from 2 exons. Bases 114 to 1931 code for a protein of 605 amino acids. NCBI's taxonomy places the organism in Eukaryota, Viridiplantae, Streptophyta, Magnoliopsida, Caryophyllales, Amaranthaceae.
CAAAACCUUUGCAGCAUUAAAGUGACCAAGACAACCAAGAUACUCCCCCCAAACUCCAAAGGCCCAAACCGAAAAAAAACAAAACCUCCCUAAAAUUCCUUCUUGAGAUCUAAAUGUCUGCCUUUCACCACCACCCAAACCACCAUAACACCACCACUGCGUACUGCUUCUGCCAAUCCCAACCAUCACCACCACCACUACCAUGUCACCCACCAUUAUUAUCACCUCCAACAACAACAACAACAACAACAACCACAACAACUGAUCCCUUUUUAAUUGCAUCCAUUGUUGCUCAACUUCUCAGUUCUCCAAACCCUCAAAAUCUCUACUCCCAACACAUUAAUCCCACCUCCAUUUCCCAAAAUCAAAGACACCCACAUCAACAAUCUCAACAAUUUCAUCCUCAUUCCCCUUUUUUCUCUCUCCUUCAACGCAUUGACGCCCUUGAAUCUUCUCUUCAACGCUUCUCAUCAUCUUCUUCUUCUUCUUCUCGCUCGUUUUCUUCUUUGAGAGAUGCUGCUGCAAGAACUAUUCAAGUGCAUUUCAGGGCUUAUCUUGUUUGUAGAUCAAGAACUCUUCGUCAGCUUAAACAACUUGCUUCCAUUAAAUCUGGUCUUGCUUCUAUUAAAUCCUCUCUUAAUUUUCAUGGGUUUGUUGACUUUGAUUCUCUCUCUCAUAACGCCAUGGAUUUGCUCCUUAAGCUUGACUCUAUUCAGAGUGGUGAUAAGAUGAUUAAGGAUAGUAAGAGAUCAGUUACUAGAGAAAUUGUUGAGUUUUUGGAAUUGGUUGAUGGGGCUUGUGUGAAGAGGCAGCAAGUUCUUCUAACCAGGAAAAUGAGGAGUAUGAGGUUGGUGAGGAAUGAUAAUAGAUCUGUUUAUGAGAGUAGGGGGUUUUCGGAGCGUAAUGCAGGAUCGAAAUGUCGAAAUGUGGACAGUAAAGAGAAGAAACUCAUUGCCAAUUUGAAGGAGAGAGUUGAGAAGAUUGGUAGGAUGUCAAAGUUGCUUGACGAGCAGGAGGUCUUUGGAGACGGCAAACUUAAAGGCUUUAAGCAUGUUGAUGAAGAAGAUGAUGACGAUGAUACUGUUGGUCAAGUUACUAGUAAUUAUAGAUUGAGAAAUGGGUUGAACAUGAAGAAAAAUGCGCAAAGCUCGAAUGCCAAAAAACGUGUUUGUUUUGUGCAAGAUGAGAACUUAUUUAGGGUUCAUAAUAAUGAUGGGAACUGUAGAAGUGCUUCACGGAUGGUUGAUGUGAUUGAAAAUUCUAGUAAGGAAACAGAUGACGAAGAAGAAGAAGCAGAAAGUGAUGGGGAAGGGUCCUCGCAGAGCAGUGAAGACUUGAGGAAACGUAGAAGUGAUGAAGUUAGUGCACGAUCAAAAUGUCGAAAUGUAGACAACGAGGAGAAGAAACUCAUUGCCAAUUUGAAGGAGAGAGUUGAAAAGAUUGGUAAGAUGUCAAAGGCGCUUGAGGAGCAAGAGGUCUUUGGAGACGAUGAAGUCAACGGAUUUAAGCUUGUUGAUGAUGAAGAUGAUGAUAUCACUGGUCAAAUCAAUAGCAAUUUUAGAUUGAGAAAUGGGUUAAACAUUAAGAAAAAUGGGCAAAGCUCGAAUGCUAAAAAGCGUGUUUGUUUUGUGGAGGAUGGGAAUGUAAUUAGGACUUAUGAUAAUGAUGGCAACUCUAGAAGUGCUUUGCGGGUGGUUGAUGUGAUCGAAGAUUCUAUUAAGGGAACACAUGAUGAAGAAGAACCACAAAGUGAUGGGGAAGGGUCUUCGUAUAGCACUGAAGACGUGAGGAAAUGUAGAAGGGAUGAAGUUAGUGAAGAGUAUGACAACAACCAAGAUGAGGAGUUCACGUUUUCUACUACAGCACCUGUGAAGAUGGAACCUAAAGCGGACUUCUUACAGAAGAAACCCGGUGUGAAAAUAGUUGGAUAAAGAGUAAGCUUUGUUCUUGAAAUUGUUUGUUACUUUGCAAUAAAGAGAUUAAUUAUUAUUGGUUUUUGGAAUUCUCAUGUACUUUGUGUAUUAAAUUAGAGUGGUAUUUUGCUUCUGAUAUGCGAUUGGUACCAUUUAUUCCACCCUGUAUUGAAAUUAUGGACAUGCGUGUAGCUGUUUGAUUUAAUGUGUAUAGGUUUUUAAUCUAA